GAGAGAGAGAGAGAUGGGUUCAAUAGAAGAAGAGACAUUAUUGCUAAGAGGCCAACAACAAGUAUGGCAGCUCAUGUUCGGCUUUGCAGACUCUAUGGCUCUCAAAUGUGCCAUACAACUCCGAAUACCUGACAUAAUAUACUCACACGGUGCUCCAAUCUCCUUAUCCCAAAUUGCUUCAGGAAUUGAUUCGCCUAGCCCUGACAUGGGGUAUCUUGAUCGGAUAAUGAGAUAUUUAGUUCGAAAAAACAUUUUCAGUUCUCAUCAAUCAUCAGACGGUGGAGAGACACUCUUUGGCUUGACUGACACAUCAAGAUGGUUACUACAUGACUCUGAUCUCAGCCUCAAUUCAAUGGUAAUUAUGCAAAACCAUCCAUGGCUACUAGCACCAUGGCACUGCUUUGCUCAAUGUGUUAAAGACGGUGGAAUUGCUUUCAAGAAGGCUCAUGGUUGUGAAGUUUGGGAUUUUGCUUCUCAGAAUCCAGAAUUCAACAAUCUGUCCAACGAUGCCAUGGCAUGCACUAACAAAGCUAUCAUGAAAGCUUUCUUUUUGGGAUAUAAAGAUGGGUUAAGCAGUAGUACUGUGCAGACAUUAGUCGAUGUGGGAGGAGGGACUGGAGCUGUAUUAGCUGAGAUUGUGAAAGUUUAUCCUCAUAUCAAAGGCAUAAACUUCGAUCUGCCUCUUGUUGUUGCCACAGCACCUGAGUAUGUUGGGAUUUCACAUGUUGGUGGUGACAUGUUUGAAGCCAUACCUAAUGCUGAUGAAGUGUUUAUGAAGUGGGUGUUGCACGAUUGGAGAGAUGAAGACUGUGUGAAGAUACUGAGAAAUUGUCGAAAAGUGAUACCGGAGAAGACUGGAAAGCUUGUUUUGGUAGAAGUUGUGGUUGAUGAAGAUGAGAAUGAGAAUGAGAGUUUUGGGAAUACUGGUUUUGUGUUUGAUCUGUUGAUGAUUGCGCAUGCUUCGGGUGGUAAGGAGAGGACAGAGCUUGAAUGGAAGAAAUUAUUGAAGGAAGGAGGUUUUCCAAGAUACAAAAUUAUCAAAAUCCCAGCUAUAACCUCCAUUAUUGAGGCCUAUCCAGAGUGAUUAUAAAUUAUUCUCUUCUUUUUUUAUUGAUAAAAUAUUUUGCUAAUGUAUGUAUUUUGCUCUUUCAUUCUGUAAUUAAUAUACCAAAUUAAAUAAUCAUAACCCCACCUGCAU
This is a messenger RNA of Tripterygium wilfordii, 1198 nucleotides long. Its product is annotated as desmethylxanthohumol 6'-O-methyltransferase-like. Gene Ontology annotation, molecular function: S-adenosylmethionine-dependent methyltransferase activity; protein dimerization activity; O-methyltransferase activity. Gene Ontology annotation, biological process: methylation. NCBI's taxonomy places the organism in Eukaryota, Viridiplantae, Streptophyta, Magnoliopsida, Celastrales, Celastraceae. The coding region runs from base 14 to 1084 and encodes 356 amino acids. The transcript is spliced from 3 exons. The record is from RefSeq and is a predicted model, not a curated record.